AUGAAAAUCUCUUUCGAAACCCCACAAUGGCUUAUCAACAUUUAUCACAUAAUCACUCUAAUCUCAAUUUUGAUAAACUCCCUGGGAAUUUAUUUAAUUCGAUUCCAGAGUGGAAAAAUAGACAAUUUCAAGUAUUUCCUGCUAUGGUUUAUUACGUGCAAUCUUCUCGGAGACUUCAUAAUGUUCUUCAUGACCCAACCAAUCCCAUUACUUCCGAUUUGGGCGGGACAUAUCCAUGGACCGUUUUGGUCUAUUUUUCAUAUUGGAACUCAUAUGGCAUCAGUGAUCGGCAGUGUGAUAAUGGGACAACAAGCAGCUGCUCUAACUAUGUGUUUUGUUCGAAAAUAUCAAGCAAUUUCGAAAUUGGAUUCUCGGAACGAAAUUCGUAAUAACUGGGUGAUUUUCGCGGCUUCUCUUACUCACGUCCUUAUUGGAACUUGGAUUGUGCUUUACUAUUUUUCGGGGAUUGAUCGGCAAACUGCCUUGGAUUUUAUCCAAUUGAACUACCCAGAAUACUAUUCCCAAUUUGUGAGUCUUGACGACUUUCAAUUAUACAUGAAAAAUGGAAUCACUCAUUGGUUUAUUUCCGCUGCAGCUAUGAUGGCUAUCACUUUUACUUCGAUAAUUAUAUUUUGCACAGUGAAAAUUUUCCAAUUGUUGCGUAGUUUGGAAAAUCAGAUAUCCGAUGGUCAUCUGAAAAGGCACAAGACAGCAGUUACAAGCUUAUUGGCACAGCUCAUCACCUCACCAGUUGCAUUUCUUCCACCCGUGGCUAGCGGAUUUCUUUUGGCUUUCGAUUUCGAACAUAUUCAGUUCAUCAGCUGGAUCCUAUUGGCAAUGACAUCGUGCCACGGAACCAUCAACUGCUUGGUGAUGAUUUUGACCUGCCCACCGUAUAGGGUUUUUGUGAAAAAUAAGAUUUUGAAAAUAUUUUGUGUUGAAAAAUAA
Messenger RNA from Caenorhabditis briggsae, 948 nucleotides. RefSeq names its product Protein CBR-SRI-21 (gene Cbr-sri-21). Bases 1 to 948 code for a protein of 315 amino acids. The record is from RefSeq and is a predicted model, not a curated record. The transcript has 5 exons. NCBI's taxonomy places the organism in Eukaryota, Metazoa, Nematoda, Chromadorea, Rhabditida, Rhabditidae.